AUGUUUUAUGCUAAGAAAAAUUCAUUGUGCCCUGAAUAUCUGGGUCCCAUCAUUGAAAGGAUCCAGGCUUCCUUAGCAAAGGAGGGAAACAAGAAAAUCAUUUAUCUUGGUGAUGGUGUUGGUGAUUAUUGCCCAAGCUUGAAGCUUACAGAGGCAGAUUAUUUGAUGCAAAGGAAGAAUUUUCCUGUGUGGGAUUUAAUUUGCAGAAAUCCCAUGCUUAUCAAGGCAGAAAUUCAUGAAUGGAUCGAUGGGGAGGAGCUAGAACGUGUAUUGCUUCAGGUUAUUGGUGCAAUUUCUAUGGAAGAAAGCAACGAAAAAUCUGCUCAGUUAUUCUCUGCUGAUUGCAAGUUGCAGACUAUAACCACUGGGGCCCAUGAAGCCUUCCCUAAAGCUCUUGCUGUUCCUCAGUAA
Molecule: messenger RNA, 411 nt
Organism: Hevea brasiliensis (rubber tree)
Lineage: Eukaryota; Viridiplantae; Streptophyta; Magnoliopsida; Malpighiales; Euphorbiaceae
Product: inorganic pyrophosphatase 1-like
Exons: 2
Coding region: 1-411 (136 amino acids)
Molecular function (GO): phosphatase activity
Source: RefSeq, a predicted model, not a curated record